Molecule: messenger RNA, 1073 nt
Organism: Corythoichthys intestinalis (scribbled pipefish)
Lineage: Eukaryota; Metazoa; Chordata; Actinopteri; Syngnathiformes; Syngnathidae
Gene: tpm3
Product: tropomyosin 3
Exons: 10
Coding region: 50-904 (284 amino acids)
Biological process (GO): muscle contraction; actin filament organization
Cellular component (GO): actin filament
Molecular function (GO): actin filament binding
Source: RefSeq, a predicted model, not a curated record
UCCCUUCCUUCCUUCCUUCUCGUCUGUGUCGAAAAGCCAGCGAUUCAAAAUGGAGGCCAUCAAGAAGAAGAUGUUGAUGCUCAAGCUGGACAAGGAGAACGCUUUGGACCAGGCUGAGCAGGCGGAAGCCGACAAGAAAGCGGCUGAAGACAGAAGCAAACAGCAUGAGGACGAGCUCCUGCAAAUGCAGAAGAAGCUCAAGGGGACAGAAGACGAGCUGGACAAAUACUCAGAGGCGCUGAAGGAUGCUCAGGAGAAGUUAGAAGUGGCUGACAAGAAGGCGGCUGACGCUGAGGCGGAGGUGGCCUCCCUGAACAGGCGCAUCCAGCUCGUGGAAGAAGAGUUGGACCGAGCCCAGGAGAGGCUGGCCACCGCUCUCCAGAAGCUGGAGGAGGCAGAGAAGGCUGCCGACGAGAGCGAGAGAGGCAUGAAGGUGAUCGAGAACCGGGCCCUGAAGGACGAGGAGAAGAUGGAACUCCAGGAGAUCCAACUUAAGGAGGCCAAGCACAUCGCAGAAGACUCGGACCGCAAGUACGAGGAGGUUGCUCGCAAGCUGGUGAUUGUGGAAGGCGAGUUGGAACGUACGGAGGAGAGGGCGGAGCUAGCAGAAGCAAAAUGCGCUGAACUGGAGGAGGAACUGAAAAACGUUACCAACAACCUGAAGUCCCUGGAGGCUCAGGCGGAGAAGUACUCCCAGAAGGAGGACAAAUACGAAGAGGAGAUCAAGAUUCUGACAGACAAGCUCAAAGAGGCUGAGACCAGAGCUGAGUUUGCUGAGAGGUCUGUGGCUAAGCUGGAGAAGACCAUUGAUGAUCUGGAAGACGAGCUGUACGCACAGAAACUCAAGUACAAAGCCAUCAGCGAGGAAUUGGACCACGCACUCAAUGACAUGACCUCCAUCUAAACACGCAGGAAUCCCCACACCCCUCAAAAAAGCCUCGCGUCCUCUUCGACAUGCCGUUUCCGCACUUUCACACAGUUUUUUGCAAAAAUCCCAGCCAGCAGUGCCUUUUCGGUCCGGGUAAAACUUCUCUUUGUAUUUCUUUGUAACAAUAUUAAAGUCAAGAGGAGGA